CGGCGGCGGCGGCGGCUCCGGCGGCGGCGGCGGCCCGGGCGGCCCGCAGGGAGCAGCGAGCGGCCUCCAUCCGGCGAAAGCGGGCGGCGGCGGCCAGAGCGAGCGAGGCGCGCGCCGGGCGCCCGUGGCAGGCGGCGGCGGCGGCGGCCCAGCGCCAGGACGACGCCGCGCAGCGCCGGACGCGGACCACUUUCAUGCUGAUUCCCCCGGACCCGGGCAGCGCUCCGGCCACUCCGCGGGCCGCCGGCCUCCGCCCCGGCCUGCCGGGCUUUCUGGGUGCGCCCGCGACCGGCGCCUCCGCUCUCCCAGUCGUCCUGAUUUCGAUGGCUUUCCUGAAUGGCUGACUGUGGGCUGCCCUGGACUUGGCCCCCGGACAGUCGCCUCUCCUCCUCCUCUUCCUCCUCCUCUUCCUCCUCCUACUCCAACUCCUCGGCACACCAGCUCUGAGAGCGAGAGAGUGAACGAGAGAGGGAGGGAGAGAGUGAGAGCGAGCGAGAUCUUUGGAGAGAUUUUUUUUUUUUUUUUUUUUUUUUUUUUUUUGCCUCCUACUUCUGUCUUGAAGCCAGACAAUCGACUUGCAGCUCUCCCUCCCCUCCCUCUCUCUCCACGUUCUGCUCCCACUCUCUCUCCCCUGGCCCCUUCCCCUCCCCUCCGGGCGGAAAGCCCCCCGAAACCAACAAAGCUGAGCCGAGGGAAACAAACAAAACAAACACACCGGGCCAGACAAGCCAUCGACAAAACUUUGCAAAAGCAGAAACAAAAAAGGAAAAACUAAUCAACCUCAACCAACCAGCCCCCGAGCCACCCGGGGCGCCCUCCCGCGCCCUCUCGCACCCUCGCACACACAAAAGGCGGCGCGCCGGAGCCCGAGACCCGGGAGCCGCCGCCGCCCGCAGCCAGGGGAGCAGGAAGUCCGGACGCGGCCCCCAUAGAUAUGGCAAUGGUAGUCAGCACGUGGCGCGACCCCCAGGACGAGGUGCCCGGCUCGCAGGGCAGCCAGGCCUCGCAGGCGCCGCCUGUGCCCGGCCCGCCGCCCGGCGCCCCGCACACGCCACAGACGCCGGGCCAAGGGGGCCCGGCCAGCACGCCGGCCCAGACGGCGGCCGGUGGCCAGGGCGGCCCCGGCGGCCCGGGCGGCGACAAGCAGCAGCAGCAGCAACACAUCGAGUGCGUGGUGUGCGGGGACAAGUCAAGCGGCAAGCACUACGGCCAGUUCACGUGCGAGGGCUGCAAGAGCUUCUUCAAGCGCAGCGUGCGGAGGAACCUGAGCUACACGUGCCGCGCCAACCGGAACUGUCCCAUCGACCAGCACCACCGCAACCAGUGCCAGUACUGCCGCCUCAAAAAGUGCCUCAAAGUGGGCAUGAGACGGGAAGCGGUGCAGAGGGGCCGGAUGCCGCCCACCCAGCCAACCCACGGGCAGUUUGCGCUCACCAACGGGGACCCUCUCAACUGCCACUCGUACCUGUCCGGAUAUAUUUCUCUGCUGCUGCGCGCCGAGCCCUACCCCACGUCGCGCUUCGGCAGUCAGUGCAUGCAGCCCAACAACAUCAUGGGCAUCGAGAACAUUUGCGAACUGGCCGCGCGGAUGCUCUUCAGCGCCGUCGAGUGGGCCCGGAACAUCCCCUUCUUCCCUGACCUGCAGAUCACCGACCAGGUGGCCCUGCUUCGCCUCACCUGGAGCGAGCUGUUCGUGCUCAAUGCAGCGCAGUGCUCCAUGCCCCUCCACGUCGCCCCGCUCCUGGCCGCCGCCGGCCUACACGCCUCUCCCAUGUCCGCCGACCGAGUGGUCGCCUUUAUGGACCACAUACGGAUCUUCCAAGAGCAAGUGGAGAAGCUCAAAGCACUGCACGUCGACUCCGCCGAGUACAGCUGUCUCAAGGCCAUAGUCCUGUUCACCUCAGAUGCCUGUGGUCUCUCUGAUGUAGCCCAUGUGGAAAGCUUGCAGGAAAAGUCCCAGUGUGCUUUGGAAGAAUACGUUAGGAGCCAGUACCCCAAUCAACCAACGCGAUUUGGAAAGCUUUUGCUUCGCCUCCCUUCCCUCCGCACGGUCUCCUCCUCAGUCAUAGAGCAAUUGUUUUUCGUCCGUUUGGUAGGUAAAACCCCCAUCGAAACCCUCAUCCGGGAUAUGUUACUGUCCGGCAGCAGUUUUAACUGGCCGUAUAUGGCAAUUCAAUAAAUAAUAAAUCAAAAUAAGAAGGGGCAGUGAAACAGAGAGAAAGAAAAGGCAAAAGACUGGUUUGUUUGCUUAAAUUCCUUCUGUUAAGAAAGGAUAUAAAAGGAUGUUACAAGUUUGCUAAAAGAAGAGAGGGGAAGAAUUUAAUGGACUGUGAAUUUCAAAAAAAAAAAAGACUGUCAAAUGAACUUUUACAGAAUGCAUUAAAAAAAAAAACUCCUGUGUCGGUCAGAGCAACUUGCUACUUAUCAUUUUUGUAUAAAAAGGAAAUUAGUCUUUUUCUUUUUUUGGUAAAUUUUUGAAAAAUAUUGCUAAAAGUGCAUUUAAGGAGAUUGGGAGAAAAUUAGCAGAAUGGAGAAAGUAAGUCUUUUUUUUUUUUUCCAAAUUAUUAAUUGUCCUGUGUCUAUGUACCUCUAGCUGUUCUUUUUUGUACUUUUCUGGUUCCAAACCAGUUUAUUCUGUGGUUCUAUAAUAAGUUUUGAUAUAAUCUUGGCUUCUUAAAAACUGUGUAUCCUUAAAAUAUAUGUUCUGCAAGAAUUAAAACUGAGUCCAUGAAAAUAUCAUAGGAAGACAUAAAACUUUAAAAGGCAACUCAGAGAUGAUGGAAACGCACUUAGAAGUGGUGACCAAAAAUUUUAGGCGAAGUUGAGCACUCUUAAUUUGAGAACUGGAGGAACCACAUACACUUAACUUCCCAACCCUGCCCCCCCCAAAAAAGACACCAUGACAAACCUAGCUUUUUAAAAAUAUUUUAAGAAAGAGAAUGAACUGUGGAAUUUAUUGGCAGCCAAGGAAUGUGUCCAAGACACAUGCUGAGGUUUUGAAUAAAAAGUGAACUUUUGUAAUUUGAAUUGGGUCCCGCUUAGUUCUUGAAUUGUUACGAAAAUCCUAUAUCUGUUUGUAUAUUUGCAAACCCUUUGUAUUAUAAUUGUUGAUAUUUUCCCUUUUUAAAAAAUACCAUUGAAAUCAGCAUGACAAAAUAACACUGUUGGCACUUAUAGGUAACGUGAUUGAUUCAGUAUCUUAGAGUUUACAGUUUGUGUUUUAAAAAAAACUGAAGGUUUUUUUUUUUAAGUGCAACAUUUCUGUAUACUGUAAAAGUUAUAAUAACUGAACUGUUUGGUCGAGUCUUUGUGUGUUAUAUUCCAAGGAAAAUUGAAAGUAUUCAGAAAUUAAAAUAUUAUUUGAUAUCUGAAA
This is a messenger RNA of Mustela erminea (ermine), 3373 nucleotides long. RefSeq names its product nuclear receptor subfamily 2 group F member 2 (gene NR2F2). Gene Ontology annotation, molecular function: retinoic acid binding; zinc ion binding; nuclear receptor activity. Gene Ontology annotation, biological process: negative regulation of transcription by RNA polymerase II; anatomical structure development; cell differentiation. The coding region runs from base 935 to 2179 and encodes 414 amino acids. The transcript is spliced from 3 exons. The record is from RefSeq and is a predicted model, not a curated record. Lineage: Eukaryota; Metazoa; Chordata; Mammalia; Carnivora; Mustelidae.